This is a messenger RNA of Cordyceps fumosorosea ARSEF 2679, 1338 nucleotides long. RefSeq lists its product as hypothetical. The record is from RefSeq and is a predicted model, not a curated record. NCBI's taxonomy places the organism in Eukaryota, Fungi, Ascomycota, Sordariomycetes, Hypocreales, Cordycipitaceae. The coding region runs from base 1 to 1338 and encodes 445 amino acids. The transcript has a single exon.
AUGCUUCGAACAGCUCUUCUUGGUGCCGCCCUCGCGGGCCUCGCCGCCGCCGACAUGACCGUCAUCGUCGCCACCGACGUGCCGCCUCUCCCCCUCCAGACCCAAUCCGCCGUGCUCUCGGCCGGAGACCUCUGGGCUCAGAGCCUGCCCGAGGAGCGCCCGCCGCAGACUCCAUACAACGCCUCCCUGCUGCUCUCCAAGUACACGCCCGAGUUUGACGUGGCCGACACGCGGGCCUUUGCCCCCAACACCAUCUACCCGUCCUCAGACAGCGUGGUGCGCGGCGCCCUCGAGGCCUGGGCCCAGCACCAGCACCUCGUGCUGCGACCCGACGAGGUCUGGUUCGAGGUCCUCGCCCAGCUCAACUUUUACAUGGCGGCCCACGCCGAGGAGGUGCGCCACCUGUUCGUCGACUUUGACGGCCAGGAGGAGAUUGUUGUCAAGGCCUUUACCUGGCGAGACGUCAUCUCGAGCUUCGCCGGGGAAAUUCAGAAGCGCGUCAAGACGGACUGGCUCAAGGAGUGGAUCAUGCCCGGCUUCAGCACGAGCAACGAGGACGACGGCAUGACGGCCACGGUGCUCAUGAUGGGCCUCGUGAAGCAGUACUUUUCCUUCACAGGCGGCAUCAUCUGCGGCCUACCUCAAGUGACGCUCCUCGGCACCCGGGACGACUGGGCCCGGCUCGUCGAGAAGCUGGAUCGCCUGUCCGAGUUUGGCGAGGAGCCCCAGGAAUACGCGGAGAACCUGCGGCCCAUCUUCAACCGCUUCGUGCGGACCUUUGACGAGCCCGACAGCGAGGAGAUCAAGACGUUUUGGCGCCAGAUCGUCCGCGCGGAGCACCACAUGACCUGCGGCAAGGGAGCCAUCGAGUUCAACAUCACCGGCUGGAUCCUGGGCCUGCUGUACUGGAACGAGAACGGCGGCCUGCGCGUGCCCAAGCCGAGCCCCGAUGGCCAGCACUACUACGUGCAGGGCAGCGGCGGCGUCACGCUCGACGGCGUCGAGUACCAUGGCCACCCCAUGGACAAGCUGCCCGUGGGCUACGCCCGGGUGCCGCUGAAGAUGCUCGACUUCCCGCAGCCCGGCACCGACAGCGACGCCUACCUGGUGGCAGGCAACAUCGGCGUGAACCGCACGGCGGCGGUUGAGGAGGGCGGGUACGCGCGCGCGCAGCCGAUGAGCUCGUGGUUCAUGUUCGGACCCGUGGACAAGAGCCACAACCAGACGGGCGCGCUCGGCAGCUUCAAGGAGCUCAACGCGAUGGCGAUGGGCAUGGAGGAGCAGCCGAGCUGUCCCGGCUACCAGAAGCCGUGGGACCCGGCGACAUCUCAGCAGUGA